AUGCCCUCACAAGUAGAGACCAUUUCUGCCUUUGUUGAAGGAGCUCCACCAGGAGAGCUCGCAGAUGUCAUAGCCGAUAUUAAGGCUUUGACUAUUGACACCCCAAAUCUGGUCUCGGAACUCGGUCCUGCAUUCGAAAGAUACAAUGAGGAACAGUUUGCGACGGUCAAACUCCCAGGAAGCAGUCAAGAUGUUAUAAUCAGUUCACAUAAUUCUUUGGGGGAUGGAAGAUACUACGAUGUCGAGAGUUCUUCUAGUUUUACUUUCGAUCAUAUCACGCUGAAAGCGAAUGCAGUGCAAAGCCAUGUUUUAGAAGGCAGCCAAGCAGAUCUUGUGAAAUCAAUUCUUAAGAGCUUGGGUACGCAUGUAGCAGAACACUUUCCAAACGCAUCAUAUGGCGUCUUUCCUAUCGAAAAUGAUUCGAAGAUCGCAAUACUUAUUGUUGCCAACAAAUACAGUCCAAACAACUUCUGGAACGGUCGCUGGCGCUCGUUGUAUAUUUAUGAAACUUUGUCCUCUUCUCUCACUGGCAGCAUAAAAGUCGAUGUUCACUACUACGAAGACGGAAAUGUUCGACUUCUGACUACUAAACCUAUUUCAGCAACCGCAUUGUCAUCAGCCAGCAGUAUCGUACGAGAAAUCGCCGUUGCAGAAAAGAAGUACCAGGAAGAAGUUAAUAAAGGAUUCAACAAUUUGAGUGAAGGGGCAUUUAAAGGAUUAAGAAGACAAUUACCUAUUACACGACAAAAGAUUGAAUGGGACAAGAUUGCGGGGUAUAGAUUAGGACAAGAUAUUGGUGGCGGAAGCUCGAGAAGAUAG
Messenger RNA from Sclerotinia borealis F-4128, 819 nucleotides. The record is from the annotation of a GenBank genome assembly. Lineage: Eukaryota; Fungi; Ascomycota; Leotiomycetes; Helotiales; Sclerotiniaceae.